UCUGUCUGAGAAGCUUUAUUCAUUUCAAUUUCCAAAAUGUUUAAUCGUCAUAGCAAAGACAUUAGUAUUUUGCAUAGGCUUUCAUAUAUUGUUACGAACAAUUCCUUCUCAAACCCAUCCUUCUUCGUCAGAGUUAGAUGCAUCUCAAAAGCCUCUUCAGACCCAUCUCAGUCUUUUGCAGUCUCUUACCUCAAAGAAAAACUUGGGUUCUCACCAGAAUCUGCCAUGGCGGCUGGCUGGUAUCUCUUUUUCAAAACCCCAGAUAAGCCUGAUUCUGUCGUUGCAUUUCUGGAUAAACAUGGGUUCUCGAAAACCCAAAUCAAAAAGAUCAUCGCAAGUCGAUCAGGUCUCCUGUAUUCUAAUGCUGAGAAAACCCUUUUACCCAAGCUAGAAUUUUUCCUAUCUAAAGGUGUUUCAAGCCCCGAACUCACCAAAAUCCUUUUUACCAACCCCAAAAUUUUAACUUGUAGCUUAGAGAAAAACAUUGUCCCUUGUUUCAAUCAACUUAGCAAUGUGCUCCAAUCUGAUUCCAAGGCUAUGACAGCUAUAAAACGCUAUCCAUUUCUUUUCCCAUGUAAACUUGACGCUCAUCUGUUACCUAAUAUCAGUAUUCUGAGGGACAAUGGAGUGCCUGAAUCAAAUAUCAUAUCAAUGUUUAAUUACCACCCUAGAUCUUUUGUCGUAAACCCUGAUCAGUUUAAGGAGAUUGUGAAGAAAGUGAAGGAAAUAGGGUUCGAUCCUUUGUUACUUAAAUUUAUUCUUGCUGUCAUUGUGUUUAGAAAAGUGGGCAAACCUGCAAUGGAGAGGAAGUUUGACGUUUAUAAGAAGUGGGGUUGGUCUGAACUGGAGAUUUGGGAAGCUUUUCGAAGGUAUCCGAAUGUUUUGGAAAUAUCGGAGGAGAAGAUUGUGGCAAUAAUGGAUUUUCUUGUGAACAAAAUGGGCUUUCAGUCUUUGCUCAUUGCCAAUCAACCAAGUGUUUUUAGACAGAGCUUUGAGAAGCGUAUUGUUCCAAGGGGUUUGUUUGCUCAAGAUUUGCUAUCGAAAGGUUUAAUUAGGAACUUGGGAUUGUCAACAUUGUUUGACACUUCAGAAAAGGUGUUUGUUCAGAUGUUUGUUAACAAAUAUGAAUACAAAGCACCAGAGCUGUUAAUGCUGUACAAAGAAAAACAGGAUCUUGCAAUAGGAGGCAAAUAUAGAUCAGGGUAGCACAGAAUCUAACAUAUUUGAUUGAGCUGACUUUUUUAUCGGAUUGAAUUCCUUGAUCUCAAACUUGCUCCAGUUUGAAUAAAUGAGUGAACUAGUACUUUAUUUUUAGCAGUAUUCAAUCUUGUCAUCUGUGAAACUUGCACUCAACUUUGUGCUCUGCCUGUUUUAUGUGGUUUAAUAGUCAUCUUGCUUGAAAUGCAACUGUGAAAUGAGUCUCAUUUAUAGAGCUUACGAUCUUUAGGUUUAUUAUAUUGUGUGAUAAGGAUUUUGGCUCCAAAUGGUGUUCUUUUUCAUGCAACUUUUCUGCUUGUUUGAAGUUAUGAAGGUCGAAUUGCCUGUUGUUUUGGUGCAGCUUUGUGGCUGUGGUUUUAAUUAUUAUAAUAAUUCUGCUGGUAGCCACCAAGUAAAGGGUGAUGGUGGAGGGUAAGUAGAGAAAAUGAGGUUCAAUCCUUAAAGGUUUACGCUGUUUUUACUGGUGUCAGGAUUGGGGACAAUCAGCAAAUCCACAUCGGAUAGGAAGUUUAAUGUUUAUAGGAAGUGUGGUUGAGCUAAUGAACAGAGUUGCGGAGCUUUUCCAAGCUGUCCCUUGUAGUUGACAGCAUCUGAGAAAAAGUUUAUGGCUAUAAUAUAUUUCUUGCAAACAAAAUGAAGCUUGACAAAGUCCUUUCACGUGCUUAAUUUCAUCUCAACUUUGCUUGCUCAAAAGUUGUUAAUGGGGCUCAUUUGCUGUGUUUAUCAGCCUCCAAGUGAUGGUGUUCUUGUCAUAUAACUGUUAGAUUCUCUUCAUCAUUUGUUUAGAGUUAUGAACGUCAAUCUGCUAUGAAAAAAAAACCCAAAAUAUAGAAACUCAACUUCAUUGGAAUUGUUGAAGUAAAUAGUGGUACCUUCAGAUUGAGUGCUCUGUCAUGGAAUAACCUAGCUGGAACACUAAAUUUGCCCUUUACAAUAUCAGAGGGCUUUAUAUCCUCUCCAAUUGCUGGUCUCUGUGCAUCCAUCUUUCGCUUACUCCUGACUUUUGUAGGUAGGUUGACCUGGUGAAUAG
Molecule: messenger RNA, 2248 nt
Organism: Durio zibethinus
Lineage: Eukaryota; Viridiplantae; Streptophyta; Magnoliopsida; Malvales; Malvaceae
Biological process (GO): regulation of DNA-templated transcription
Molecular function (GO): double-stranded DNA binding
Source: RefSeq, a predicted model, not a curated record